Molecule: messenger RNA, 4528 nt
Organism: Pectinophora gossypiella (pink bollworm)
Lineage: Eukaryota; Metazoa; Arthropoda; Insecta; Lepidoptera; Gelechiidae
Gene: emb
Product: exportin-1
Exons: 4
Coding region: 207-3389 (1060 amino acids)
Biological process (GO): ribosomal large subunit export from nucleus; protein export from nucleus; ribosomal small subunit export from nucleus
Cellular component (GO): cytoplasm; nucleus
Molecular function (GO): nuclear export signal receptor activity; small GTPase binding
Source: RefSeq, a predicted model, not a curated record
CUAAACCAUAGACAACUACAUGUAUGUAUGCUUUUUCAAGCUUCGCAAAGAAAACGACGAAAACAACGGAUAGUGUGUAUGGAAGUGCGUUAGACUGAUUGCGCCGCAAAUUACUUUCACGGUGAGGAAUGAAUGUGAAUAUAUCAAUCCAAAUUUGAUUUUAUAUAAGGGGAACAAAUUUAUAUAAGUUUAUAUUCGAAAUCAGAAUGGCAACUUUGGAACAACAAGCUUCCAAACUUUUGGACUUCAACCAAAAACUGGAUAUCAAUCUCCUGGACAAUAUUGUUGGUUGUUUGUACUCGACCGUCGGGGAGCAACAACGCAUUGCCCAGGAUAUACUGACGACUUUGAAAGAACAUCCAGAUGCCUGGACCCGUGUGGAUACAAUAUUGGAGUACUCACAAAACCAAGAAACGAAAUAUUAUGCUUUACAAAUAUUGGAACAAGUAAUACAGACGAGAUGGAAAGUAUUACCAAGGAAUCAGUGUGAAGGCAUAAAAAAGUACAUUGUUGGGCUCAUUAUAAAAAACUCUUCAGACCCUGCCACUAUGGAAAAUAACAAAGUUUACUUAAAGAAACUCAACAUGAUUCUGAUCCAAGUUUUAAAAAGGGAAUGGCCUCACAACUGGGAAAGUUUCAUCAGUGAUAUUGUGGGAGCCUCUAAAACCAAUGAAAGCCUCUGCCAAAAUAAUAUGGUAAUAUUGAAGCUCCUCAGUGAAGAAGUGUUUGUGUUCAGUAUAGGCCAACUCACACAGACUAAGGCUAAGCAUCUCAAGGACACCAUGUGUUCUGAAUUCAGCCAAAUAUUUCAGUUGUGUCAAUUUGUUUUGGAAAACUCACAAAACGCCCCACUUGUGGAUGCCACCCUCCACACUCUUUUGAGAUUUCUGAACUGGAUUCCCCUGGGUUACAUAUUUGAAAUGAAACUGAUAAGCACUCUUAUUUUCAAGUUCCUCAAUGUACCCAUGUUUCGUAAUGUGACUUUGAGCUGCUUGACAGAAAUAGCUGGUGUGACUGUGAGCAACUAUGAAGAACAGUUUGUGGCUUUAAUUGUACAAACCAUGGAACAGUUGGAGGCCAUGCUUCCUCUGACCACUAACAUUCGUGAGGCAUAUGCAGCUGGACGUGAUCAAGAACAAGUGUUCAUUCAAAACUUGGCAUUGUUUCUGUGCACCUAUCUAAAAGAGCAUGGUGAACUCCUUGAAAAAAGAGGGAUGACUAACACCCUCACCAAUGCACUUCGAUACCUUGUGUUGAUAUCUGAAGUUGAAGAUGUGGAGAUAUUUAAGAUUUGUCUCGAAUUUUGGAAUGCUUUGGCAGCCGAGCUGUACAAAAUUGCACCUUGUUCACACUCUGCCAGUCUGUACAGUCUUGGUAAAGUUGCAGGAAGAAAAGCUUUGUAUGCCGAUGUACUGAGCAGUGUGCGCUAUAUCAUGAUCUCUAGAAUGGCAAAACCAGAAGAAGUGUUAGUUGUUGAGAAUGAAAAUGGUGAAGUGGUAAGAGAAUUCAUGAAAGAUACUGAUUCAAUUAAUUUAUACAAAAAUAUGAGGGAAACUUUGGUCUAUCUUACUCAUGUUGAUUAUCAAGAUACUGAGCGCAUUAUGACAGAAAAGCUCCAAAAUCAGGUCAAUGGUACAGAGUGGUCUUGGAAAAACCUUAACACUCUAUGCUGGGCUAUUGGCUCUAUUUCUGGAGCUAUGAUGGAAGAGGAUGAGAAACGAUUUCUGGUUGUUGUUAUAAAGGAACUUUUAGGUCUGUGUGAACAGAAGAAAGGUAAAGAUAACAAAGCUAUUAUUGCUAGUAACAUCAUGUAUGUGGUAGGGCAGUAUCCCCGAUUUUUAAGAGCUCAUUGGAAGUUUUUGAAAACUGUUGUUAAUAAACUUUUUGAAUUCAUGCAUGAAACUCACGACGGCGUCCAAGACAUGGCCUGCGACACUUUUAUAAAGAUUGCUUUAAAAUGUCGGCGUCAUUUCGUUACGACGCAAGUUGGGGAAGCUUGUCCAUUCAUUGAAGAAAUUUUAAGCACAAUCAGUUCGAUUAUCUGUGACCUGCAAACACAACAAGUGCACACGUUCUACGAAGCAGUAGGAUAUAUGAUUAGUGCACAAGUAGAUCAGGUAGCACAGGAGCAGCUCAUAGAGAAAUAUAUGUUGCUUCCUAACCAAGUGUGGGAUGAUAUAAUUUCACAAGCAUCUCACAAUGUGGACAUUCUUAAGGAUCCAGAAGCUGUCAAACAGCUUGUGAGUAUUCUUAAAACCAACGUGCGUGCCUGCCGCGCUCUAGGGCAUCCAUAUGUCGUACAACUCGGAAGAAUAUACUUGGAUAUGCUGAAUGUUUACAAAGUGAUGUCUGAGAACAUCAGUCAAGCCAUUGCCCUGAACGGAGUUGUUGUCACUAAACAACCCCUCAUUAAGAAUAUGAGGAUAAUAAAGAAAGAGACACUGAAGUUGAUAGCAAGUUGGGUUUCGCGAUCGACCGACAAUAGCAUGGUCCUGGAAAACUUCAUACCUCCCCUACUCGACGCAGUCUUAUUGGACUACCAGAGAACUGCUAUACCAGACGCACGAGAACCGGAAGUGCUCUCAUGUAUGGCAGCAAUUGUAUACAAACUUGGAGGGCAUAUUACUUCUGAAGUACCGAAGAUAUUCGAUGCGGUAUUCGAAUGUACUCUUGAGAUGAUCAAUAAGGACUUUGAGGAGUAUCCGGAGCACAGAACGGAGUUUUUCUUGCUGCUACAAGCUGUUAAUACACAUUGUUUCAAAGCAUUCCUAAGUAUACCACCAGCCCAAUUUAAGUUGGUGUUGGAUUCCAUUAUUUGGGCAUUUAAGCAUACAAUGAGAAAUGUAGCAGACACUGGGCUCCAGAUUCUGUACAGAUUGCUGCAGAAUGUGGAGCAACACCCGCAGGCCGCGCAGAGCUUCUACCAGACGUACUUGUGUGACAUCCUGGAGCACGUGUUCAGCGUCGUGACCGACACGUCACACGGCGCCGGCCUCACCAUGCAUGCUACCAUCCUCUCCUACAUUUUCUCUCUUGUGGAAGCUGGUAGAGUGACCGUGCCUCUCGGACCUACGCCAGACAACGUCAUCUACAUACAGGAAUAUGUGGCGAACCUUCUCAAAACGGCAUUCCCCCAUUUAACAGACAACCAGAUCAAGAUUACUGUUCAGGGGUUGUUUAAUUUGAAUCAAGAUAUUCCUGCUUUCAAGGAUCACCUCAGAGAUUUCUUAGUACAGAUAAGAGAGUAUACGGGUGAGGAUGACAGCGACUUGUACCUGGAGGAGCGGUUGUUCGCGCUCCGCCAGGCGCAGGAGGAGAAGCGGCGAGUCCAGCUCUCCGUGCCCGGCAUCCUCAACCCUCACGAACUGCCCGAGGAGAUGCAGGACUAAUCUUCACUAUUUACGUCAUGACGACAGUCCACUGACAUGUAUGAAGCAUUGCUACUCACCCCACAUACAGGUGACAAACAACCAUUGGUAAACUUGACUUGCUUACGACCUCUUAGCUGGGUCGGUAUUCUGUAACCGUUAUCGACAACGCCACUGUUAUAGCCACUUUAUUGAAAACAAAUACACGACACUUUUGUAAUACUUGUAAUAGAGACUGUCCGAAAAUAUUGUAAAAUUCUUAUAAAUCUCUCCAUUGCCUCAUUUUUAAUUACAAUCUAGGGAUUUUUCAUUGAAACAGAUCUUCAAUAAAGAUUUUUAGAAUUAUUUGUUAAAGGUUAAAUUUUAGUACUUAAUUGUUGCUCUUUAUAUGUUACAGUUAGUGUCUCUACAAUCAUAUAUCAAGUUUAAUUGUUCCUGGAUGUGGACACACACAUUUGCCCAGAUCUAUUAGUGAUGCCCACCACACUUAGUUUAUGGAUAAACUGCUUUUAUCCCCAGACCCACUGGCGGUUGUCAGUCCAACAAUGUAUAUCAAUAGGCUUUGCUACCUGGUCUAUGAGGUGAUGAAUAUAGGGAUAAAUCCAACAAAGUGACUCGAGUGGACUGUUAUCAUUAGUGUAGGGUUGUCAUUGUGCUUGUAAGAUAUACCUUAUUAUGUCAGUUUGUACAGUGGACCGCAUGGAACAAUGCAAGAUGAUGAAUGCAAGAGUUAAGGUUUUACAACAGCAAACCUUAGAUAAAGGUGUAUUUUACAUGCACAAGGCAGCAUCAAGCCUUUAUUAAUUAUAGGCAGCAAAUCAUGCAUCAAUUUACAUUGCUAGAGAGAAAAAUAGAAUAUUUCUAUGUUUUUAAGUAAUCUUCAAAUGUAGGUAAUAAAAUCUCUGUGAUGGAAACCAGUGUCGGAUGUUCAACAUGUACGCUAUGGAAUCUGAGUAUUACUGAGUAGAUUCUAGGGAGACUACUAAGUGAAUUGCUGUUAAGUAGUAACAUUUUUUAUGUUUUGUUUAAUGUUGUCAGAACUAAUUUCAUGAUGGUUUGGGAAUCUAAUUAUUCACAGUAGGUUUCCGAAUGCAUUUUGGGUCCGAUUAAUUGUCAGUCUUUCAAUUUGUGUUUGAAUAAAUAAACCAAUAAAUAUAAAA